Molecule: messenger RNA, 1317 nt
Organism: Gilbertella persicaria
Lineage: Eukaryota; Fungi; Mucoromycota; Mucoromycetes; Mucorales; Choanephoraceae
Exons: 4
Coding region: 1-1317 (438 amino acids)
Biological process (GO): phosphatidylinositol metabolic process
Molecular function (GO): phosphatidylinositol kinase activity
Source: RefSeq, a predicted model, not a curated record
AUGCGACGACAACGACAUACGUAUGAUGAAGAAGACGAUGAUGAUGACAACAGUAGUCGUGUUGCUAUAGGCACUCGAGUGGCAAAGGGGCAUCGAAACUAUCAGCUCAUGUAUGAUAUGUUGACAGGCAUUCGAAUUGCAGUAGGCCGUGUGUCUGCUAAACUCCCAAGACUAUUGACAGAGGAAGAUUUUACUGCUGCCCAUAAACUUGUGUUUGAUGUAACUGGAAAUGAAUUAACACCUGGUGUCAAGUAUGAUUUUAAAUUCAAAGAUUAUGCACCUUGGGUGUUUCGCUAUUUGCGAGAAAAGUUUCAUGUGGAUGCUGCUGACUAUAUGAUGUCUUUGACUAACAAGUAUAUCCUGAGUGAAAUUGGAUCUCCAGGGAAAAGCGGUAGUUUUUUUUACUACUCUAGAGACUAUCGAUUUAUUAUCAAAACGAUCCAUCACAGUGAACAUAAAUUUAUGAGAAAAAUUCUUAAAGAUUAUUAUGAGCAUGUAGCCAAGAACCCAAAUACCCUUUUGUGUCGAUUCUAUGGCCUUCAUCGCAUUAAACUACCUCGGGGUCGAAAGAUCCACUUUGUUGUUAUGGGGAACGUGCUGCCGUCCAAUAAAGACAUUCACCAGACAUUUGAUCUUAAGGGCUCCUUAUUUGGACGACUCACAUCAGAUCAAGAAAUCGAAAAAAAUCCACAUGCUGUAAUGAAAGAUCAAAACUGGGUUAAGACAAAUCAACAACUGCAACUGGGUGGCGUGAAACGAGAAUUGUUUUUGAAGCAAUUGCAACGAGAUGUUGACAUUUUGAAACGAUUGAAUAUUAUGGAUUAUAGCUUGUUGAUUGGUAUUCAUGAUAUUAGAAGGGGCAACACAGAGUGCAUUCGAGAUCAAAGUCUACAGAUGGUCACACCAAGAACGGAAAAAAUGUUGGCAGAUGGACUCUUGAGAAGGCAGAGCAAGGCAGAGAUUAUGCGAAAAGCAUUAAAACGAGCUAAUCCUGUUCAUAUUCACCCUUCUGAUUUACCUAUCAGCCCUUCUGAAGAGCGUCGAUGGUGUAUCUUUUACGCAGAUGAUGGCGGAUUUAGGUCGAGUGAUGAAGAAAACAGGCCAUUAGAUAAACUCUAUUAUGUGGGUGUCAUUGAUAUUCUGACACCUUACAAUAUCGCAAAACGUGCAGAAACUAUAUGGAAAAGCAUCACGCAAGAUAAAGAAACCAUCUCCUCUGUACAUCCUUUGACUUAUGGUAAACGUUUUCUUGAUUUUAUGGUAAAAGCCGUUAGUGGAACGCCUUCUUCACCGCCUCCGUUACUUACUGAAAAGUAA